Molecule: messenger RNA, 2339 nt
Organism: Stegostoma tigrinum
Lineage: Eukaryota; Metazoa; Chordata; Chondrichthyes; Orectolobiformes; Stegostomatidae
Product: myelin-associated glycoprotein-like
Source: RefSeq, a predicted model, not a curated record
GAGCUUGAGAGAGAGAAGCUGAUGAAAUACCUGGGAGGACAAUGAUUGGGAAAUCUUACUUCCUGGUGUCACUGCUCCAAGCUGGACUGGCACAAAACUGGAAAGCCAAGACACCACGUGAGGUGACAGCACAGGAAGGUUCCUGUGCACAGAUUCCAUGUCAUUACAGGUAUCCUUCAAAACUGGCAGACCAACAUCGAGAUGGAAUCUGGUUUAAUAACAAGAAAGAAGUCACAUCGUCGAUAGCCUUUCACUCCCAAGAUCACAGUCAAGCGGCACCACAUUUCCACCAUCGGACCCGACUGUUUGGACGCCUGAAAGAUGGAGACUGUUCUCUGAUUAUAAACAACAUCAGGCGGGAAGAUGCAGGACCUUACUUUUUCAGAGUAGAAUUUGAGAGAAAGUAUAAAUUCAGCUACAGACCUGUAACCCAGCUUCACGUUUCCGGGUCCAGAAGUGGUUUAUGAGAUUUCACAGAUAAACCCAUGAUAUUCCCUAUGGAAAUUAUUGCAGGGAAGCGUGUGAACCUGAGCUGCACCUUCAACACAACAUGCAAUGGAACAGCUCCUGCCUUAACCUGGGACACUCCCACUGCAGUACCCGGAUCAGUGUCAAACACUGUAACUCAGCAUGGUGUCACUCUGACCUAUACUUCUGUUCUGGGCCUGACACCAUCACUCAGACACCACGGACAAACUCUCACCUGCAGAGUGCGUUAUCCAACUGUUUCAACAGAGCAGACCUUCGUACUGACAGUGCAAUAUGCACCACGGAAUCUCUCAAUUACAUCUCUUGCUGCGAUUAAAGAUUCAUCAAUCAAUAUAACCGAGGGGAAAACUGCAGUGAUAGUCUGCUCUAUCAACAGCUUCCCAGCUUCUAACCUGACAUGGAGACAUCUUAAUGCCACAAUGAACAGAACAAGUUCCAACAAUGAGUUGUGUUUGGAAAUUCCUCAUGUUACAUACAGGGACACUGGAGACUAUCAGUGUGUGGCAGAGAAUGUCCAUGGAGUAGUAGAGGGCUCCAUAAGCAUCUUUGUGCAAUAUCCCCCACGGCAGACUACAGUGUCCAUCAGUGGACCCUCAGGUGGGAUCAGAGAAGGACAAAAUGUCACAUUAACCUGCUCCAGUGAAGGUGUCCCACCGAUAUCUCAUUACACUUGGUUCAGGAUCGAGGGAAACACCAGCGCCCGGUUAAACACAAGCAGCCGGAUUCUCUCCUUCACUCCAGUGACACGUGGGAAUGAUGCCAGAUUCUACUGCACAGUGACAAACCCAUUGGGUAACAGCAGCUCCGACACGAUCCACUUGAACGUGGAAUAUGGUCCGAAGAUUUCCCAGAAGUCAAAAUGUGCUCAGACAGCAGAGGGGAUCACCUGUGUCUGUGUGGCCUACUCCAACCCCCCCGCAGACCUCACCUGGCACCUGCCCCAUGCCAACCUCAGCAGUAACCAAACACACAGAGGUUUUGUGUUGCAGCAACGCAGGGAGCAGCAUCUGGUGAUGUGUUCCCUGCUCCUGAUGGGCCAUCAGGAUGAAGAAAAAGUUGUAGCAUCUUGCUCGGUUCAAAACCCGCAUGGGACGGCCAUGUUCAAGGUGUAUCUUUGGAUACAAGGUAGAGAUUCCAAUAAAUGGACAGUGGGACUGGUCAUGGCAGGAAUCCUGUUCAGUGUUUUGCUGGCCGGAAUCUUAAUCUUCCUGUAUGUGCAGAAGAGAAAGACAGCGGCUGAGGUAGCAUCCUCAAAGACCAAUGGCGCUUCGGUGAUCUACGGUCGACUGUCUGUGAAACACCAGGAUUUACAGAACAUCAUGGUUACUGAUUCUCAGAACAUAACCAGGGGCACAACUAAUGAGGGGAAGGCACAAACUUGCCGAAAUGUCUUUGAGGGUCCAGUGGGAGGAGAGGCUGCAAACCACAACAGAAAUGAGGAUAUUCUCUAUGCCAAUAUCAACUUCUCAAAGCUGCCGAGCAGUGAUGGGACUGUGCAGAGGGGCGAGGACACAGAAUAUGCACAGAUCAGAUUCCAGAGAAAGACAGCAGCUGAGGAGGCAGCUUCAAAGACCAAUGACAUUGCAUUGACCCCAUCUUCUGUUUCCAUUUCUCUGCAGGAUUCACAGAACAUCAUGGUUACUGACUCUCAGAACACAACCAGGGAUACAGCUAGUGAAGGGGAGACACUAGCUCCCCAAGAUGUCUCCGAGUGUCCAGUGGGAGGAGAUGCUGCACACGUUGACAGAACUGAGGAUCUUCUCUAUGCCAACAAAAUCCCAAAGCUGCCCAGCAGUGAUGGGGCUGUGCACAGGAGUGAGAACACAAAGAUCAGAUGCCAGCCAAACUGA